CUAGCUCUUCUCUCAGCUAGCAUUUCAUGUGGACUGUGAUAUGUGCAAAUUAUUUUGCUUUAUUAUAGCUGCCUGACAUGGAGAAAUGAAGCUUUUCCUUAGUGUGGUGGGAGAGAGAGAAUAAGUUCUACCCAUUGAAUUUCUGCACUUAAAGACAUGAAGGAAAUGUUGAACACGCUCAACAUGGGGGAUGUGAAACUCGUAUCUACUAGGAUCUCCAAAGCCACCUUGACUCUGGACCACUCUUCUCUAAGGCCUCCUAUUCCAACAGAGCCACCAGCAUUUACUUUACCUCCAAGGAAUAUCCGAGUGCCACUUGGAGGCACAGCCAGGUUUGAAGGCAAAGUCAGAGGCAACCCAGAACCACAGAUCACGUGGUACAGACAUGGGCAUCUUCUGAUGGAAGGAGAGCGCUGUAAAGCAGAUUGCAGCAUUCGAGGACUUUUCACUUUGAUAAUCAAAGGGGUGGAAGAAGAAGAUGGUGGCCCGUACACAUGUGAAGCCAGAAAUGCUGGUGGUCUUCGCCAGGUGACAGUGGAGUUAACAGUGGAAGGAACUGUCUUGAAGAAGUACAACCUGUCUUCCAGUGCCAAAAGUUCUGGUGGUAGACUUACUGUUCCCCCUGUGGAGCAGCGACCAAGCAUUUGGGGUGAAUGUCCUCCCAAGUUUGCUACGAAGCCCAAUCGAGUCAUUGUACGAGAGGGUCAGACUGGUAAAUUUUCCUGUAAGGUAACAGGACGGCCUCAGCCUCAAGUCACUUGGUUCAAGGGUGAAGUUCAGGUGCAGAAGAGUGAUCGUUUCAACAUGUUUGAGAAAGCAGGCAUCCAGUUCUUGGAGAUCCAGAACGCUCAGCUGGCCGACGUCGGAAUUUACACUUGCACUGUGAUGAAUAGUGCUGGGAAGGCUUCUGUGUCUGCAGAGUUAAUGGUUCAAGGUUCUGCCAAGAGAGAUGUGAAUACUCAUUCUGUUUGCUCUUUGACAAAAUCCAGUGCCUGUACAAAACCCACCAUCACAACCAAAGCUGUUGAGACCUCAGAGUUCAGAAAGGCUACCAGCAAUGGUAUUGCUAAAGAACUCAAAUCCACAUCCACAGAACUUUUGCUAGAACCCAAAGAGAGGCCAGUUGGGAAGAAAGAGAUUCCAUUGGCUUCACCCAAAGAAACCAAACAGAAUGCAUUAGAAAAGGUGAAAGAACCAACUACAGAGCCACCUAAAGAAAAAGGAAGAGGUUAUCGGGUCUUGCAAACCUCGUCAAGCACCAUAACAUUACAGUCUGUUAAAGUACAAACGGGACCAAAGGUGGACUUGAAAUCAAGUUUCCCUGGAAAGGAAGAGGAUGUGAAAAAGACAAAGUAUCCGUCAGUAUCAGGUUGGCAGGCUACGUCUUCAACCAGGUUGGGUGGUCUGAGGACUAAGGAGCGGGAAGACCAUGCUAAAUUAAAGAAAAGCAUGACUGAUGUAAGCAGAGAGCCUCAAGGGAUCCCUCCCCAGUUUGAAUGUCGCCCACAAAGCCAAGAAGCAAUGGAAGGAGAAGAGGUUACAUUCAGAUGCAAAGUUUCAGGAAAGCCCAAGGCAAGUGUCGAAUGGUUCAAAGAAGGAGCCCAAUUAGAAGCUGGAGGUGGGAUCCAGAUCUACGAAGAGGAUGGGAUCCAUUGUCUGUGUCUGAAAAAGAUCCAGCUGGAAAACAGUGGGUCAUAUCGUUGCACAGCCAGCAAUACUCGUGGCCAGGCUUCAACCAGAUGGAUAUUAACUGUAAAAAGGCCUAAGGUGAAGGACGUGGCUCCCCAUUUUUCCAGUGUGUUGAAAUCAUGCAGUGUGAGUGAAGGACAGGAUUUUGUGCUCCAGUGCUCAGUUGAAGGUUCACCAAUGCCUCAAAUCACUUGGCUUCUCAAUGAUCGGCCAAUUCAGUAUGCACAUUCAGUCUUUGAGGAUGGAAUUGCAAAGUUGACUGUUCAAGAUGCUUUACCAGAAGAUGAUGGGCUGUAUACCUGUCUAGCAGAGAAUAAUGCUGGAAGGGCUUCCUGCAGUGCUCAAGUUACCGUCAAAGAAAAAAGAAGCAGACAUAAAUUGGAAAGUACCCAUCCUGUAUUAGCCAAGAAAACGUUCCCUCCUGUCUUCCUUAAAGGCUUAACUGAUCUCAAGGUGAUGGAUGGCAGCCAAGUGAUCAUGACAGUCGAAGUCUCAGCUAACCCACCUCCUGAGGUCAUUUGGCUGCACAAUGGGAAAGAAAUCCAGGAAACAGAGGAUUUUCACUUUGAGAAGAAGGGCAAUGAAUAUAGCCUAUAUAUCCAGGAGGUGUUCCCAGAGGAUACUGGAAAGUACACCUGUGAGGCCUGGAAUGACUUAGGAGAAAUUCAGACUGAAGCAACACUGACUGUGCAAGAACCCCAGGAUGGCAUUCAGCCAUGGUUCAUUAGCAAACCCAAAUCAGUGAUAGCAGUAGCUGGACAGAAUGUCCUUAUUUCCUGUGCCAUUGCUGGAGAUCCUUUCCCUGCUGUUCAUUGGUUCAAAGAUGGGCAGGAAGUGACGCCAGGAGCAGGCUGUGAAUUCCUGCAGAAUGAGGACAUCUUCACACUGAUUAUAAGGAAUGUGCAACCCCGCCAUGCUGGCCAGUAUGAAAUACAACUCAGGAACCAAGUUGGAGAAUGCAGCUGUCAGGUGUCUUUGAUGCUGAGAGAAAGUUCAGUUUCCAGAGGAGAAAUACACAGCGAUGGGAGGCAGGCAGAACGAAGAGAUGCUGGUGAUCACGAUGCACUGACAUUUGGAAGCUCUGGUGGCUUCAGAAGGAAUACUAGCGAAGAUCUGCAAGUUGAAGAAGAACAGGAGGACGUCCGUGGGGUGCUUAAAAGGCGAGUAGAAACUCGAGAGAGUACAGAGGAGAAGCUUAGGCAACAAGAGGUGGAACAGAUUGACUUCCGUGACAUUUUGGCCAAGAAAGUCAACACUAAAAGUGUUUCUGAGGAGGAGCUGAAGGAAAUUCCAGCUGAACAAAUGGACUUCCGUGCUAACCUGCAGCGGCAGGUCAAGCCCAAGACCUUGUCAGAAGAGGAAAGAAAAGUCCAUGCUCCCCAACAAGUGGACUUCCGGGCUGUGUUGGCUAAAAAGGGCGCCUCUAAACCUCCUUUGUCAGAGAAAGCACCAGCCCCUAAGCCAGCUGCCCCUGAUUUCAGAUCUGUGCUUGGUGCAAAGAAGAAAGCUCCAACUGAGAAUGGAGGCCCUGGUGCCCAAACUCAGAAUGCCAACGCCAGCUCAGAGGUGCAGAAACUCAGCACCCUCUCCAAAGCAUCAGAUGUUGGAGCCAAUUCUAAGAAUCCACCAGGGUCCAAGUUGGACUCCAAGAGCUCCAGCACUAAAACACCUGAUACAAGCACUAUUUCAGAAGCCAAGAACGAGAGCUCCAGAUCUAAACCUCAGAAUGUGAGCACUAACUUGGAAGCUCAGAAUGCCGGCUCCAGAUCUAAACUCCAGAAUGCAGGCAGUAAUUCUGAAACCCAGAUGGCCAGCACCAACUCUGAAGUGCCACAUGACAACCUGGGGAAGAAAGAGCAGAAGAAUGACCUCAAUUGUCAAGGAGGUUGCCUCCCAGUGGUGGAUGGACAGUUAAUUGAAGAAACGGUAAAGGGCAACAAAACGGAACCUAAGGGAACACCACCAUCCUUUACAGAAAUGCUACAAGAUACCCGAGUAGUAGAAGGUGAAAAAUUAGUCUUGCAAUGUCAGGUUUCAUCAGAUCCUGCUGCUGUUGUCACCUGGACUCUGGAUGGAAAAGUCAUCAAAUCAUCCAAGUUCAUUGUCCUUUCACAAGAAGGACCACUGCUCUCACUAACCAUCGAUAAGGCAUUUCCUGAAGAUUCAGGCCAGUAUAGAUGCAUAGCUGAGAAUGCUGCAGGACGGUCGGAGUGUGCUUGCAGUGUUUCAGUGGAAGAGUCUUCAAGACCAACUGAAAAGAAAAGUAAAAAGCCAAAGAGCUCACUUCCUCCUACACUCGCAACAGAAAAUGAGGCAACAGUAAAGAAGAAACCAGCUCCAAAGACUCCACCCAAAGCAGCUCUCCCACCUCAGAUUGUUCAGUUCCCAGAAGAUCAAAAAGUGCGGGCUGGCGAGUCUGUGGAACUUUUGUGCAAAGUGACAGGAACACCUCCCUUAACAUGCACCUGGAUGAAAUUCCGAAAACAGAUCCAAGAGAAUGAGCACAUCAAAAUUGAGAAUGCUGAGAACAGCAGUAAGCUAACUAUCUGCUCCACAAAGCAGGAACAUUGUGGGUGUUAUACUUUAGUCGUAGAAAACAAGCAAGGCAGCAGGCAAGCCCAGGUUAAUCUCACUGUUGUAGAUAAACCUGAUCCUCCAGCAGGAACGCCUUGCGCCUCAGACAUCAGGAGUUCUUCCCUUACCAUCUCAUGGUAUGGCUCCUCCUAUGAUGGUGGAAGUGCAGUGCAGUCCUACACAGUGGAAAUCUGGGACACAGUAGACAAGAAAUGGACAGAUCUCACAACUUGUCGCAGCACUUCUUACAAUGUACAGGACCUGUUACCUGACAGGGAGUACAAAUUCCGGGUGCGAGCUGCUAAUGUUUAUGGGAUAAGUGAACCAAGUCAUGAAUCUGAUCUAGUAAACGUUGGAGAGAAGCAAGAAGGCCCUAAAGAAGAGGAAGAAGAAGCAGAAGUGUCUGAUAAUGAAGAGAAAGAACCAGAAGUAGAAUAUCGGACUGUGACCAUCAAUACAGAACAGAAAGUUACAGACUUCUACAACGUUGAAGAAAGAUUAGGCUCGGGCAAAUUUGGACAAGUUUUCCGGCUUGUUGAGAAGAAAACUGGAAAAGUGUGGGCAGGAAAAUUUUUUAAAGCUUAUUCAGCUAAGGAUAAGGAAAACAUACGGCAAGAGAUCAGCAUUAUGAACUGUCUGCACCAUCCAAAGCUUGUCCAAUGUGUAGACGCUUUUGAGGAGAAAGCUAACAUUGUCAUGGUCUUGGAAAUUGUUUCUGGCGGGGAGCUCUUUGAGAGAAUCAUUGAUGAGGAUUUUGAGCUAACAGAGAGAGAGUGCAUUAAAUACAUGAAGCAGAUCUCAGAAGGUGUACAGUACAUUCAUAAACAGGGGAUUGUUCAUUUGGAUUUGAAGCCUGAAAAUAUUAUGUGUGUCAACAAGACGGGUACAAGAAUCAAGUUGAUUGACUUUGGACUUGCACGACGACUAGAAAAUGCAGGUUCUCUGAAGGUCCUUUUUGGGACACCAGAGUUUGUGGCUCCAGAAGUUAUAAACUAUGAGCCUAUUGGGUAUGCUACAGACAUGUGGAGCAUAGGAGUCAUCUGCUACAUCUUGGUCAGUGGGCUUUCUCCUUUCAUGGGUGACAAUGACAAUGAAACCUUAGCCAAUGUUACCUCAGCCACCUGGGAUUUUGAUGAUGAAGCUUUUGAUGAGAUCUCAGAUGAUGCCAAGGAUUUCAUCAGCAACCUUCUAAAGAAAGACAUGAAGGACCGCUUAGAUUGUUCUCAAUGCCUUCAACAUCCUUGGUUGCAAAAGGACACCAAACACAUGGAAGCCAAAAAACUGUCCAAAGACAGGAUGAAAAAGUACAUGGCUAGAAGAAAAUGGCAGAAAACUGGGAAUGCUGUUCGCGCCAUAGGAAGACUGUCCUCAAUGGCAAUGAUUUCUGGCCUCAGUGGGAGGAAGUCCUCUUCAAGCUCCCCAACCAGUCCUGUUAAUUCAGAAAAGACAGAAGCAGAAGAUGACACUGCCAACAGUCUCCUGGAAGCAGUUGAUGAAGAAAGGUCCCAUGUGAAGCCAUAUUUCUCUAAAACAAUUCAAGAUAUAGAAGUUGUGGAAGGCAGUGCAGCUAGAUUUGACUGCAAAAUUGAAGGUUACCCUGACCCAGAGGUGAUCUGGUACAAAGACGAACAAUCUAUCAAGGAGUCCCGGCACUUCCAGAUAGACUAUGAUGAGGACGGCAACUGCUCUUUGACUAUUUCUGAAGUUUGUGGGGACGAUGAUGCCAAAUACACUUGCAAGGCAAUCAACUGCCUUGGAGAAUUGGGCAGUGAAUAUUCUUCCUCCUCCUCCACUGAGAAUCAUUUUCCAUAA
Messenger RNA from Pogona vitticeps (central bearded dragon), 6075 nucleotides. The record is from RefSeq and is a predicted model, not a curated record. Lineage: Eukaryota; Metazoa; Chordata; Lepidosauria; Squamata; Agamidae.